UGGUUUUCACAAUGGAAUUGUAUAACUGUUGUUGGAUGUUUUUGUGUCUAUAUAAACACGACACGCCGCACUGCUAUUCCAAACUUGAGCUCUACACUUCAUCACGAUAACUGUUAUCACCUACAAGUUAUUAAAGUAUCCAUCUCUUCGAUCAAAUCUCUCUUUUAAUUUCCCUUAAAAGAAAACAAUAAUACAACAGAUUACGUACAGUACUCUACGAAAGCCAUGGCGCCCAUUCAACUCCCAUUCAAAUCUUUCCCUCGCAAGCAAUUCGACGACUCGGUGGCCGCCGAAGUCGAGCGCAUCUUCCUCUCCGCGUGCAGGAAAGCCGUCGAGGCGGAGAAGGAGCACGGGCCCGCGGGCCCGUUCCCCGACGGCGAACAGGUCUACGACGAGGCCGUCGCGGAGGUGAAGCAGCAGUGGACCCAGCGGGGGAUCUGGAAGGCGGAAUGGGACGCGGCGAACCAGCCCAGGCUGACGGACCGGUGGACGCACGAAGGGCCGCUGCCGGAGGGCAUCACGCCCGAGGAGGCGGCGCACCCCAGCGAGGACAUCUCGCUUAAGAAGAGCGUGGUCCUGAGCCGCCACUACGCCUCGCGGCCCGCGAAGCAGUACGUCGAGCAGGUGACCCUCGAGAAGGAGAGGAUCGAGGCCGAGCACGGCGUGUGCCCCCGGGGCCUGGCGGAGGACCUGGUGCGCGCGCGCUGGGUCACGCGGGGCAUCUGGUCCGACGACUGGUUCCUGAUCCCCGGCGACGCGUGGAUGCACGAGGACGAGGAGCGCGGCGCGGAUGUCCUGUCUGCUGGCGAGCAGGAAGAGGUGACGGAAGUAGUUCUGCUAACGCAGAGUCUGCUCAAGAAGUUGCAGCUGUUGACCGAAACAGACGAGCCGUCGUCGAAAGAGUAAAUCAUACGAAUGGAAGCGGAAGCUGGGAGAGGGCAUGUGUGUAAGUUUGGCUUUGCAUGCCGUCCCAGUAGGCAGAUUUCCCUCGUGGACCAUAUAAGCU
This is a messenger RNA of Daldinia caldariorum, 1006 nucleotides long. RefSeq lists its product as uncharacterized. The transcript has a single exon. Lineage: Eukaryota; Fungi; Ascomycota; Sordariomycetes; Xylariales; Hypoxylaceae. The record is from RefSeq and is a predicted model, not a curated record. The coding region runs from base 226 to 906 and encodes 226 amino acids.